GCUUGGCUUCUCUGGUACUAUACUGGUUAAGCUGUCCUUCAGUGCGGAAGUGCCCUGCCUUCCAUGCUGCACAGCAGUGCGCAUGAGCAGAUAGCGGAGAUAUGACGACUGCCCUCCAGGCAACAGCUAAAACUGAUGGUAAAUGCUGUGCUGUCGCAGAGGUGGUUUCACUGACGAACAUGAAAUGACUUAAAAUCAACUCUGAAGCUGAGCUCACAGACAAAUGCAUUGACUGCCUUCUAUUCUAAACUACCAAAGUGCAGCGUGACAACACCAGCUUCUCAGAGCAUGGAUCAUGCCAUCUUCUCUGUUUAGAAGGCAACUGGAACACUAAUCCUGAAAUACCAACCUCUGUGUCAUGGUGGAAAUCAUGUGGCACCUGACAGGCUACUGGACCUCUCUGACCAUCCUGCUAGUUUUAUGUCUGUUUCUAAGGCCACCUGGAUCACAUGCUUCAGUCAGUUACAAGCCCAACAUUGUACUGAUACUGGCCGAUGAUCUUGGUAUUGGAGAUGUAGGCUGCUAUGGAAAUGAUACUAUAAGGACCCCUAAUAUUGACCGUCUGGCAAGGGAAGGAGUGAAACUUACUCAGCACAUUGCUGCGGCUCCACUUUGCACCCCAAGCAGAGCUGCUUUCCUGACUGGCAGAUACCCCAUCAGAUCAGGCAUGGCUUCCAGUAAUGAGUAUCGUGCCCUGCAGUGGAAUGCUGGGUCAGGAGGACUUCCUGUAAAUGAAACCACUUUUGCCAAGGUGCUGCGUCAGCAGGGUUAUACCACGGGACUUAUAGGGAAGUGGCAUCAGGGUAUGAACUGUGAAGCCCUCAAUGAUCACUGCCACCACCCUUCAAACCAUGGUUUUGAUUAUUUUUAUGGCAUGCCUUUUACUCUUCUAAACAACUGUCAGAAAAACAAACCUCCCGAGUUGGAUGCAGCCCUUCAAGCCAAACUCUGGCUUUACACUCAAAUAAUUGCCCUUGCUGUGCUCACAGUUACCAUUGGAAAGCUUACUGGCUUGAUCUCCGCCAGCUGGAAAAUAGUUGCCUGCUUUGCCUUAGCUGUCUCACUUUUUUUCACUUCCUGGUACUCCAGUUAUGGAUUUGUGCGAUAUUGGAACUGUAUCCUGAUGAGAAACUAUGACAUUACUGAACAACCAAUGAAGUUGGAAAGGACGGCUGCCCUCAUGCUUAAAGAAGCAGUUUCAUUUAUUGAAAGAAACAAGCAUGGACCAUUCCUCCUCUUCGUUUCCUUUUUACAUGUUCACACACCCCUUUUCACCACGGAGAAAUUUCUUGGGAAGAGCAGACACGGUUUAUAUGGAGACAAUGUAGAAGAAAUGGAUUGGUUGGUGGGCAAAAUUCUUGAUGCUAUUGACAAGGAAGAUUUGAAAAACAACACAUUCACAUAUUUUGCCUCUGACCAUGGAGGACAAUUGGAGGCUCAAGAAGGAAAAACUCAGCUAGGUGGCUGGAAUGGCAUAUAUAAAGGUGGAAAAGGCAUGGGAGGCUGGGAAGGAGGCAUCCGUGUGCCAGGGAUACUUAGGUGGCCAGGAGUCUUUCCUGCUGACACAGUUAUUGAUGAACCUACAAGCCUUAUGGACAUUUAUCCCACAGUGGCUCACCUGGGUGGAGGGAUUGUGCCCCAGGACAGGGUAGUUGAUGGCCGGAACCUGAUGCCUUUACUACAAGGAAAAGUUCAACAGUCAGAGCACGAGUUCAUGUUUCACUACUGUGGGUCAUACUUACACGCGGUGCGAUGGCACCAAAAGGACAGUGGUGCACUGUGGAAGGCUCAUUAUGUGACCCCAAUAUUCCAUCCAGAGGGUGCUGGAGCAUGUUAUGGAAGAGGAAUUUGCCCAUGUUUUGGGGAAGGUGUAACCCAUCAUGACCCCCCUUUACUCUUUGAUCUCUCGAGAGACCCGUCUGAGGCCAAACCUCUAUCACCUCACACUGAGCCCCCGUUUGACACAGUAAUAAGCAGAAUAGCAAGAACUGUUCAGGAACAUCGCCAGACACUGACUCCAGUCCCACAGCAGCUCUCUUUGUAUAACAUUAUAUGGAAGCCCUGGCUGCAGCCGUGCUGUGGGACAUUCCCGUUUUGCUGGUGUGAUAAAGAAGGUGACAGUGCCCACCCUGCUCUGUAAAAUAGGUGGUGGUUCAUAAAACCCUGCAACUGUGAAUGCUCUGCUACAGUCAAUGUGUAAUAACAUCAUUUCUGAAAAAUCAUGUCUCCUUUAGGCCAAAUUAUCCCUUAAAUAUGCUAUUCUUCUGCCCUCUCUCUCUGGGGAGCAAAGAGGCUGUAAGUGGGGAUAAGGAGGUUAUGAUCGUGCUUUCUCCCAUUCGCUCUCCACUACUAGUUAAGUGCAUAAAGUGCACUCCAUGUACACAUAGAAUAGGACCUGGAGAGACUGUGCCUUCUAAUAUGUAUUUAGGAGUCUCACUUUAGGAACCCAAGUCUGAAUAUUUUGGCCAUAAGGCAUCCAGAUACAGUGGCGUCUGUGUUACAAUUACUUCCUUUUCCCAGCACAUCACUGCCUUGCAGAGGUAUAACUCCAUUCUCUGUUGGGCAUUUAGCUAUAGAUAAAUAUUUGAAACUGUCAGAGAGAUAUACACAAGAAAAAGUGAAAUUGGCUUAGGAAAGAACCAACUGCAAUUUUUCAACAACUUUUGAACAAACUGCAGCUUUAACUGGAUAACAGUAAAGUAAAUGAUCAUGCAUGCCAGAGAGCAGAAUAUUGCUCUUUAAGAUUUUUUUUUUAUUGUCAUUUGCACAAUCAUUACUAAAAGCAGCUUUUGGUUGGUGAGCAAAGGGUACUGUUAUAGUUUGUAACUGCCAGUUUUACUAAUAAAUGAUGCUAAUAAAAAUGUAUAAAAUA
Messenger RNA from Trachemys scripta elegans, 2872 nucleotides. RefSeq names its product arylsulfatase D-like. Lineage: Eukaryota; Metazoa; Chordata; Testudines; Emydidae. The transcript has 12 exons. The record is from RefSeq and is a predicted model, not a curated record. Bases 359 to 2140 code for a protein of 593 amino acids. Gene Ontology annotation, molecular function: arylsulfatase activity.